CGUGACGUAGGAGGAAGAAGACGCCAUUAGGGGGAGCGGGGCCAGCCGCAGCGGGGAGCGUUGUGGCUCUGGGCGUCUCUCUGCCGUCCCCGGGCCUUAGCGGUACCGUCCCGCCUGCUCCUCGCUUCCGCCCGGCGAGUGCCCCUUCCGCUCCCCCGCGCGUCCCAUCCCUGAGGGCGGCGGCGCGGGUGGUGGUGGCGGCGGCGCGCCGCGGCGCGGACCGUUGAUGUGAGGCGGCAGCGGCCCGGCUGGUCUCGGCGGGGCGCGGAUGGCGGCGGGGGCAGGCGCGGCGGCCGGGGGCCGCAGUUUCUCCUUCAAGGUGGUGCUGCUCGGGGAGGGCUGCGUGGGGAAAACCUCCCUGGUGCUGCGCUACUGCGAGAACAAGUUCAACGACAAGCACAUCACCACCCUGCAGGCAUCUUUUCUUACAAAGAAGCUAAAUAUCGGUGGGAAAAGAGUAAACCUUGCAAUAUGGGAUACAGCUGGUCAAGAAAGAUUUCACGCAUUGGGGCCAAUAUACUACAGGGAUUCUAAUGGCGCUAUUCUAGUAUAUGAUAUAACAGAUGAAGACUCCUUUCAAAAGGUAAAAAACUGGGUUAAGGAAUUAAGAAAAAUGUUGGGAAAUGAAAUCUGUUUAUGUAUAGUAGGUAACAAAAUAGACUUGGAGAAAGAGAGACAUGUUUCAGUGCAAGAAGCAGAAACGUAUGCUGAAUCGGUUGGAGCAAAACAUUAUCACACUUCAGCUAAACAGAACAAAGGAAUUGAAGAACUGUUUCUUGACCUUUGUAAAAGAAUGAUAGAAACUGCUCAAGUGGAUGAAAGAGCAAGAGGCAAUGGUUCCAGUCAGUCAGGAAUAGCAAGGCGAGGUGUACAGAUUAUUGAUGAUGAGCCACAAGUACAGAGCAGUGGAGGGUGCUGUUCUUCUGGAUAACUAUAAAACUGUGCAUCACUGCCCUCUCAAUAUGAAGACUGCCAUAUUCCAAGUCACACAUUCUUUACCAAUGGAGUAAUAGAAUUAACAGUAUUUAAAAAUAAUCACAUGUAACACUGCAGAGACCUUAAGUGCUAAACUAGUGGCGUCUGUGACCAGAGAAUUGGCAUUUUCUACAGUGGUUAACAAAGCAAUUACCAAUGGCCUUUUUACAUAUUUUUCUUUAAUGAGGAAUAAUAUGCAUGUAGAAAAGACCUACUUAAAGGCUUCAUUUAUAUUCUUUUAAAUCAGAUCAUUAUUUAAUAACUUAUAUACAUUGUUGUUGGAAUGGUAUACGUUUUUUGCAGCUCUUUGUAUUUUGUGGUAGAUUGAAUUGUAUCACUUCUAAAAUGCAAAUUGUUUUUUUUUUUUAAAUUAGCAGAUAUCUGGAGUAAUAUUUUUGCAGGGCCUUCACAAGCCUGUAACUGUCAACUACUUUGAUAUAUUCUGUUCAUCCUGUAUGCCAAGCUGGUAAAAUACAUUGUAAAUUACAUAUUAAAUAUUUUAUCUGCUUUUACAAUUGCAGGUGCAGAAAUAUGUACAUCAGUCUUGUCAGUGAUUGUGAAGUGAAUAAGUCAGUGAAAGAUGCAGGCUUUUCAUGUGUACUGUUGAAUUGCUCAUUCUAUUCCCCCUACCUAAAACCAGCUUUUUUGGUACAUUCAUAGCUGCAGCAUUUUUUUUAAAGCCUUUUCCGGCAAGCAGCGGUAUUUAGAGUAUCCCCUCAGUGGGAAGAGAAUGCUUCCUUAGACUGCUGUUUAACAUUGAGGUGUUUGACUCCCAGCUAAAACAGCUGGUGCAUGCGUAUAUCUUGCCUCUGCAGUUAUUUUGGCCUCUCAGAAUAUCCCCAGAAUGUCAACUCAACUUGAGCCCUCAUCUAUCUGGUAGCCAGUAAACCAGAUGCAUGGGAAACUCUUAAGCUGCGUUAACACAUUUGUGUCCCAAGACAGCAUUAUAAAGUAUUGAUGAGCAUAUUUUUUCCCCCUGUAUUGCAGGGCUUGAGUAAACAAAGGAAUUGGCAUUAACUAGAACUGGUACUGAUUUGGAGUGAUUAAAUUGAAGUUAUGAAACUUGCCAGAUGUAACUUUGGGGAUACUAGACAGAACUGAACUUACUCCUGACUUGCUCUUUCUCUUGUAAAGUAUUUUGAAGCCCACUUAAGUUUUGGGAGGAGGGUUUUCAGCAAAAUAUGUAUAAACUACUAUCACAAAAGAACAAAAAUGGUGGUAGCUGAAACUUCAAAAUGUUUUGUGCUCGGACUUUUUUUUUUUUUUUACUUAAGUUGUCAUGCUUGGAAAAAAAGUAAAGGUGAUGUCUAUGACAAAAUAGAAUAUUCCUUGGCCUUCCUUUUUCUGAAGGGUAGAUGAAUAUGGAUGUAUUGAAUGGUGUGGGUAUGUUCCAGUUCACAAAAGGAGUAGUAGUAACUAAUCACUCUGACGUGUAAAGAGAAGUCUGCUGUCUUCAAUCCCGUUUUUAUUUUCUCUGAAAUAAUAGAUGGCUUUGAUACAGA
This is a messenger RNA of Falco peregrinus (peregrine falcon), 2477 nucleotides long. It is a transcript of the gene RAB21, whose product is annotated as RAB21, member RAS oncogene family. Gene Ontology annotation, molecular function: GTPase activity; GTP binding. The transcript is spliced from 7 exons. The coding region runs from base 269 to 931 and encodes 220 amino acids. Gene Ontology annotation, biological process: Rab protein signal transduction. NCBI's taxonomy places the organism in Eukaryota, Metazoa, Chordata, Aves, Falconiformes, Falconidae. The record is from RefSeq and is a predicted model, not a curated record.